GAGGCUCAAAAAGCCAAAAAACCUGAAGAAGCGCAACCAAAACAGGCUCCUGAAGAGAAGGCGAAGCCAGUCGAAGAAAAGAAAGGCAAAAAAGUGGAGCAACCAGAACUGAAACAAGUCGAGGAACAAAAAGCCAAAAAACCUGAAGAAGCACAGCCAAAACAGGCUCCUGAAGAGAAGGCGAAGCCAGUCGAAGAAAAGAAAGGCAAAAAAGUCGAACAACCAGAACCGAAACCUGCUCCAGAAGAGAAAGUGAAACCACUCGAGGAGCAAAAAGCCAAGAAACCUGAAGAAGUACAACCAAAACAACAACACCAACAACAACGACUUGCACUACAACCCAAACAACAACAACAA
Rotaria sp. Silwood2 is the source of this 357-nucleotide messenger RNA. The record is from the annotation of a GenBank genome assembly. Lineage: Eukaryota; Metazoa; Rotifera; Eurotatoria; Philodinida; Philodinidae.